UCAGAAACACAAACGCGCAGUCUCAAAUCGAGGAAAAAUAACGAAAAAGUUAGUUUAGUUAUUUUUUAAACGGAUAAAAUCCUGUGAUAUUAGUCGUUUAAGUGGACCAGCGAAGAAGAAUCGCAAGCAUGGUGGGAGCCCCGGAUGCGUUCAGACCCCCGGAGAAGAUCAGCGACCACUCGCCGCACCUCAACGGAGCGCCUCUCUUCACUAUCAGCGAUGGGAAGGAGGGCAUCGACCUCACCCACAGCAUGGCGUCCAUAAACUCGUGCGCAGACGCCGCGGCCGACCCGCCCGACAAGAAGGUCAACGACGUCGACGCCGAGAAACAACCCUUGUCCGGGAGGAAAGAGGAGAAAUGGUGGACGACGCUGAUGCAGGUGGCGGUGCCGUUCUUCAUAGCGGGCUGCGGCACCAUCGGCGCGGGGCUCGUGCUGGGCACUGUCAGGGAUUGGGAUGUCUUCGUCAACGUGUCAGCUAUAUUCGUGCUAGUGCCUUCAUUAUCAGGACUGAAAGGCAACCUGGACAUGUGCCUGGCGUCGCGGCUGUCCACGCAGGCCAACCUCGGCAACAUGGCGUCCGCCAAGGAGGUGGUGUCCAUGGUCGUCGGCAACAUCUCGCUGGUGCAGGUGCAAGCCAUCGUCGCCGCAACAGUGGUAUCAAUAUUCGCGAUCGUGGCCAACUCCGUCACCGACGGCGUCGUGAACGGAGACAACGUGCUGCUGCUCAUCUCCUCGGCUGUCUUCACCGCCACCACCACCUGCUUCGUGCUGGACUUCGUGAUGGUGAUGGUGAUCUACGGCUCGCACCGGUUCAAGGUGAACCCCGACAACGUGGCCACGCCGCUCGCCGCGUCCAUCGGAGACAUCGUCAGCAAUACUGUCCUGGCCGUGACUGCGCAGUACAUGUACGAGCAGAUUAAAAUAUCGUUAUGGCAGCCUAUAGUCCUCAUCUGCGUCUACUACAGCAUCCUCCCCAUCUGGGUGUACAUCGUGUACAAAAACAAAUACACAAAGAAAGUUCUCACUACUGGUUGGACGCCGGUCAUUUCUGCACUUUUCAUCAGCGGUGUGGGCGGCAUAGUGCUCGACCAGGCCGUGGACAGGUACCGAGGCUACGAAGUCUUCCAGCCGAUCGUGAACGGUAUCGGAGGCAACCUGGUCUGCGUGCAGUCCUCGAGGCUGGCCACUCACCUGCACCAGACCGCCAUCCCUGGAGUGCUGCCUGAAGGGACGAGGCUGAUCGAGUGGCCAUGGAAGACGCUGUUGUUCGGAACUGCGGCAGCUAAAGUGGCUCGCAUGUUGCUGGUGCUGGCGGUGGUCGGUCAGAUCAUCUUCAUGGUGGUCGCUGACUUCGUGUACCAGGGCCUCGUCACCAUCCAGCUCGCCUUCGGGCUCACCUACAUCAUCUGUUCUGUGUUCCAGGUAAUGGUAUUGUUAUACUUGGCAUACAUUCUGGUGCAUUACAUGUGGAAGCUGAAGAAGGACCCAGACAACGCAGCCAUCCCUUACUUGACGGCACUCGGUGACUUACUAGGAUCAGUCUUCCUGGGCCUGGCAUUCGUCAUACUAUCACUAUUCGGCUUAGAAUACGGUAAUAAUGCCCAGUGAAUCCUUUUUAUGUAUAUUAGGAUAAACUAGUACACUCGACCUGACUUCAGGGUAUUACCAGAUCCCAGUAGACAAUGAUUAAGGGAAGAUUAAUUGAAAGGUCUUCGUUAAGACUAAGAAAUCCAGAUGGUACCGUGUUUUGGUACAGAUUUCUGUGCAGUAUAGUAUUUCAUCAAGUGCCAAGAACCUUGAAAAGUUCCUCACAAGAACAGUAUUUUUAUAGACGAUAUUAUUGUUGAUGGCGUAUAGACGCAUUCCAUUUUUACUUUAUUUAACAUGAAACAUUUUUAUUUUAACGAUUGGCUUCUUAUGAAAGUAUUGUGAUGUAAAUGCAAUUAUUUUAAAGUAGAAAGAGACUUGACAAGAUUAAGAAAUCUUGAAGUAGACAAUAAUACCUAACGUUUCAGAUAUCAGUGAUGAUGGUGUAGUUAAGAGUAUUUUUUAUGAGAUUCCAUGUCAUUUUUACAACAAAUAUUGACAUUUUAUUAUAUUUUCAGGUGUGAAAUAUUAAUUAUCCAAUCCAAUAAGGUUUAAUUUCAUUUUAUCAUCAAUAUAUCAAUCAUGAAAUUUAAAAUAUUAUAGGUAGUUGUGUAUAUGUAUUUAGAAGUAGCUAAUUCUAGUGUAUAGGUAGACCGAGAGUACAAUAAUGCAAUUAUUAUUAUUAGCUAAGUAAGAUACCUAACUUAAAUUGUAAUUAUAUUAACUGCUAGUAAUUUUAUAAGUUAAGAAAUAUUUUUAAAACCAUCAAUAUUUUUUCAAUCAUUUGAUUUAGGCCUUUAAAGAAUUCUAUUGUUAAAAUUAUCACGACUGUCAAUUUCUUACUUGUUUAUUAAUUCAUACUUUAAAAAAAUGUUAUUUGGUCUGUCUUUAGAAUAAUUUCCGAUUCACAUUUUUUUUACAAAAAUUUCUAAAAUAUUACUUAAAUUUUUACCACAACCACAAACACUAAAUAGUAAUUUUUUUCUUUUGCAAAUUUGCAAAACCAUAAUGACUGUGUUUCACUAUUUGUGGAAUAGUCUGCAUAAAGGUUAUCUUACUUUUAAAGAGAUUUUGAAACCGGCUCUUAUUUUGUUGUAUCAGAUAUAACCAACGCAGAUACAGAAUCAGUAUGAAAAUUAAAGAACAGAAGCACGAACUAAACUGUAACAGCUAACUUUUCAUUUUGAUUUUUCAUCUGCGACCGUUAUAAGUACGGUCAUGUGCAGAGAAACCUGACCCCCCUCUCAUAGUAACAAUGUUUCUAAGUGGGGUCAGAUUUCUCUGCCUUAUACUGUACUUCUUAAAACAACGAACUUCAUAAUUUGUACUUGAUGCCUUUCUGUAACGGUUAUGAUGAUAGAGUUCCUAAAUGUUAUGAAUUAUGAAUCAAAUGUUUAUACUUAAUACAAAAUCCAUAUUUUUUGUAACUAUAAACCACAUAACGCUUUGCAUUUAUGAUUAAAGGAAAAAGUUAUACCAUAUAGAAAAUGGGAAAUACUUAUGUAAAUAAAUUGAUAAAUGUUUAUUAUUAGUGAUCGCGUAUUUUUACACAAUGUGAUAGAAUUUCGGUUGCACAGACGUUGAACAACAAAACGGACACAUUGAUCAUCUUUGAAGUCGUUCACUGAUUUAAUUUCACCCUGUAAACGAAGUGAAAUGAUACAAAGAAUUCAGUCAGAAAUCAUCUUAUACAAGUCUUGUAUAUAAAAUGGUACGAAGUUAAUGAUUUAAUAUUUAAACAGUCACAAAAGUUCAGGCGCAUUCCUGUAGUUAAAUUAGCAGAUUUAAUUAUUUACGAUUACACGAUUCUUGUCCAUAUCGGGAGGCAAUGUGUUUAGAAGAUCAGUUAAAAUUACUGUAAUUAUUUGAUAAAUAUGAGACUCGUCUUUAAGGUUUUUAUAUCCAGCGUGAAAAAGUGAAAUAUAAAUUUAAAAAAACUAAUUCUUUGUAAAAUACAGCAUUAGCCCUAUUUGAUAGACAGAUCCUUAUGCCUGGUGAAUCAACUUUUGAUUUUCCCUUGAAAACAUACAAAUGACAAAUAUAAUGUAUCUAUUUGACAGCAGCGGUCAUAGGGCUCAUUAUAUUUUACAAAGUAGUAAGGGCUUUUAGACAAGGGUAACAUUUAUUGAAUAAACCGACUAACUAUACCUAUACCGACCCUUAAAAAUUAAUUAUACUUGGGGUCACUUUUACCAAACGCUAAACGUACUUAAAAUUGUAUUUAAAUCAAAUUUUUAAAUGCAUUUUGUACUAACUGACAGACGUUUGACAGGCUACUAAAUACGUUUAGCGUUUAGUAUAAUUCCACCUUAGACAAGGGUUACAUUUAUUGAAUAAACAGAUGAAUUAUACCUAUACCGACCCUUAAAAAUUAAUUAUACUUAUUAGUAGAUUAACAAAAUCUUGUGUUAGGUAUAUUGAAUGAAUGAUGUGAUAUGAAUUAUGAUACAUUAAUGUGUAUUUUUUUAAUUAGUUGUGUAAAUAGAUAAUUGUUAUGUAGUUUGUAAGUAUGUUUGUUGCCUGAUGAUAAUGACAGUAUACUCGCAUUAAAAGAAAUAUUGAAGAAGAAGUAGGAAUUAAUUAGCACCUACGUGUAGGUAGUUUUUAGAAUUUUAUUGAAACUUUGAUGUACAGUUUACAGCGAAGAAACCUGACCCCCGCUCAGUAGCAUUGUCACUCAAAGGGGGGCAGGUUUUUCUGCAGUCCACCUGUACAUAUAGGUACGGUCAGCUGCAUAAGUAGCUAUACACUUUUGUUCCUUGUCAAAGUAGCUACGUAUAACAAACUGACAGUGUUUUAAUAGGCAGUUAGUGAGUUUGACAAGGUAAAAAGUGUACAGCUGCUUAUGCAGCUGACUGUACAUUCAAAGUUAGAUUGUGGCAUUCAAUUUUUCGUUGCGUUGGUAGUGACUAUAUUUUUCUUUUAUAAUAACAUAAAAACUCAUGCAUGUUUAUUGUUAUGAUUUUAUUACCAACUUAACGAUUGUAUCAAAUCUUAAUCAAUAAAUUAAAGAAAAAAGUCUAGUUAUCAAUUCAGUGUCACUGUGGCACCAAAUUUAUAAUUAGCGCUAUAAUAAGACGGUUUUAAAAUUACGACAAAAUCCAUAGAGGUAAUGUUAGUUUUUAUAGCCAUGUCUUAGUUUCAGCAUCUAAAUGUAAAAAUACCUAUAUUGAUUUCUUAAUUACAUUUAGGCCUACUUUCACCAUAGUCAGUUAGAUGUUAGAUUAUUAACACCUAAGUUACAUUGUAAGUGUAAUCUAAAAUAAAAUAUCCAUAUUGAAUUCUUGACAGAUGUGACAAAAGUCAACUAUUCUCUUGUUAUAAUGUAAUGAUCUAACAGAGUAUGGUGAAACUAGGCCUUACCUGUAUUUAAAAAAAUACGAAUGUAUUGUAUCUACAGAACCUUGUUAACCAAUGUUUAAUAAAAGCAUCACUGUAAAGUCAAUAACAAUUAUAGUUAUUAUACAUAAUAUACAAAUUAUUGUUUAAUGUAGUUCAUGUUAGGCGGCUUCUGUGAUAAAAUAUCAUAAUUUAAUUUAA
Messenger RNA from Plutella xylostella (diamondback moth), 5129 nucleotides. RefSeq names its product solute carrier family 41 member 1. Gene Ontology annotation, molecular function: monoatomic cation transmembrane transporter activity. The record is from RefSeq and is a predicted model, not a curated record. Gene Ontology annotation, biological process: monoatomic cation transport. Gene Ontology annotation, cellular component: plasma membrane. NCBI's taxonomy places the organism in Eukaryota, Metazoa, Arthropoda, Insecta, Lepidoptera, Plutellidae.